UCAAUAUCAGCAGGACUUAUUAACAAGCGCUGUGUUGAUGUUCGCUAAUAUCCACAUAUGAAGAGAUAAUCAGUCUUGGGACAAUGCAAUAAUAGUUGCUCCUCUUAAAAAGCUAAAUAUUACACUGGAAUACCUCUUUAGCUAACUCAACAAUACUCUUUUCACAACUGUUGAGACCAUGUAUUUUGGCAAAACUCAUCAAGACUUCUAAGUGAAUGUAAUAUCAUUGGCCUCAAAACAGUACAAGAGACUGCAAGUCUUUCUUUAUUGGCAAAGCACAAAAGACUGAAUGGAGAUUUCACUCCAAGAAAAGAUGUUUAUUUGGCAGUGCAGAUGUUUCAACAAUACUUCAGAGCAGGCAUCUUCUGGUAUUGUUCAAAGAUAGGAAACCUCAUUUCUUUAAAACAGACACCCUGGAACUUUUAUUAUAUUACUUUCAAUAGAUCAGUCUUUCAGCUUUCAGAAAGGUGUGAAAUAAUUUGGUCUUGAAAGAAAACAAAUCAAUUGACCAGCAGUGACUUGUGACUGACCAGGGGUGUUUGAUUAUCAAGACAAAAAUAGUGCAUUGUUGUUUUGUCACUCUUUUUUGCCAGACAUGUCACACUUCGUUAUUUUCAAGAGGAUGACUUUCAACAAAUGAGACUUAAGUUGGUACUGAUAACCAAGCUUCGCACGAUUCAACCUUGUCUCCUUUCUUCUUAUAAUGGAAAAAAAAAUUACAUCACUUGCAGUUUUGCCAAAAGAGUAAAUAUGCUGGCAAUAUAAUUAUCACCCCAUCUCAUUAAAAAACUUUCUGUGGAAGUAAUAUUAAUCAGAAUAAACUUGCCAAAAACAUCAUUUUCAACUUUCACCCCAGGGCGACAUCAUUACCCAUAGUACGUAACAACUGCAAUGUAUGUGAUACAAAGUAGCAUAUCAGCGAACUAACAAAAUGAUGUGAUACACACACACACACACACAGUCCAAGUACAGGUGAGACUUAUUCUUAUGGACUCCCCAAGUACUUGACCAGCAAGAAUAAAGAGAUGCAGAUAAUGUGAUACAAAUAGCGAGUGAUUACACGGACACUUAAUUCAAAUGAAACAUGGACUGAAAGGACAAGAGAAUCCAUCUCUGAGACUGAACAUUAUAGAUUUAGAAAAAGGGGCUUAUAAAUUGUGCUAAAAUAGAAUGUAACCGAUUUGUCGUCUUGUCAUGAUAAUGUUACAGCGCAGGUGGAUAACUGGUAGAUAACCAGUGCGUCAAAUCAAGGAGAGGCAGUCUGAGAGAGCAGACAGAGUUAAAUUGAAAGAACAGAAGCUGAAUAAGCAGAUUUGUUCACACCUCAAGCAAUUUCCACCAGCUCUAUAAUAAAAAGAGAUUUGCAACUACGGUCACUCAUCAAAGAGCAGUUAGCAGUAACAGCACUUAUCAACGUAGUAAGUGCUACUCAUGUGGGCGCAGCUCACAACUUAGAAAUUGAAGGAGGAUACCAGGUCAUUACUCGGAUAAGUGGGGGACAUAUAUAUAUAUAUAUAGUGAUGUCAUCAGCAAUAUCAUAACAGUGUUCAGUGGCACCUCCAUCCCUCAGCAAUAUUUGCUGCAGUUACAAUGUAAGAUGCUAAAAUCACACAUCGAAUGUGAUAUCCACAAAAGGAGCAGCACUCUGAUAUUGACCGUGAAAUUACUGGAAAACUAUUUUUGCAGCAAGAAUAGUGGUUUCAAUACCGACUAUUUAAAACUGGGAAUUAUAUUUCAUUUACUCUCUUUGAUAAUUACAACGAAAUGGAGGAGACAAACAGCAGCAAUCUCACAUGGACAAAUAACACCAGCAACUCUAGUCAGCCAGAUGGGCCCUUUGGGAAGGCAGAACCCCACUACUUCUGGCCCAUCCUCAUCAUGGCUGUGGUCCCUGUAGUGGCUGUCACUGGCAACAGCUUGGUGUUACUGGCAGUGAAGUAUGACAGGAGACUACAGAAUUCCUUCAAUUAUUUCCUAGUGUCUUUGUCCAUAACUGACCUGUUGGCUGGAGUCUUGACCCUCCCACUGGCCAUCACACGGGCCUUUCUGAACUACUUUCCUCUGCCCUCCAUAUUUUGUACCUUGUGGUUCUGUACAGAUGUCGUCCUCACUACAGCGACCAUAUUUCACAUGUGCAUUAUGUCUGUGGACCGCUACAUUGCCGUUCGGUACCCCUUCAAGCACCUUCGCUCACGCUCCAAGAAAGGCCUGAUCUUUAAAAUCACAUUUAUAUGGGGACUAUCCCUUACGGUGCCCAUUCCAUUUGUUGUGACCACCAUUGCAGCAAACAAUGAUGGUGGACCCCAGUGCGUAUGGAUUCGCUCCACAGAGGCCAUUAUAUUGUCCACAAGUGUAACGUUUUACAUUCCUUUGAUAAUAAUGGUGGUGGCAUUUUUCCUGACUUUACAACACCUGCGUAAUGAAGGCCAUGUGAAGUACAGAUCACCAUCUGAGGAAAUGUCUACGGCCACAUCGAGCGUGCACACGUUCAGUCACAACCCAACUUUCUCCAUUAUCAAGGCAAAGUCAACAAACUGUCUGGAAGCUGGGGACAAGGAGCACAGCAGCAGAAGUCAUAGCUUAGCACAUUUUCAGAAAUUCUGGAAAACCCACCCAGAUGAUGAGAGGAGGAAACCCUGCAGCCACAGACAACAUUCUAGCGAGGGGGAGGAAGAUGGCGGCCACACUGGCGUAAAUAUAACCCAAGAACUGCCACCUAAUAAACAACAUAUUUGCAGUUGUGGCAUAGUUUUAGAUUUACCGCCAAGUGACAAUGAAUCAAACGAGUCCAAUUCUCCUUGCCUCAUGGACAGCGGACUAGUGUUUGACGCUGAGAGCCCUGAGACACAUUGUAUCAAUUCAAACAAUAAAGACUUGCUUGGGAUACAAAAUAAUAAAGAUAACUUAAAGAUACAAAGUUGUGAAAUGCUGAGCCUUAAACGGCACAGUCAGGACAGCAAUACCCCCAGUAUUAUGAGGGGCUUGAGGCAAGUGAGGAAAACAAUCCUAUACAGAAAGCAGAUCUCUGCAGUAAGUCUGCCCAUCAUGGCUAAAAAUCACUGUAAUGGGCCUGAUCACAUUAAGAAGUACAGUGACCCAGAACACAACUCUAUAAAUACCCGCAGCCAGCGUAACCAGAGGAAAGCCUCAAAGACACUAGGCAUACUGUUUUUCGUGUUUGUUCUUAUGUACUUUCCUUUCUUUUUGACGGCUGUAAUUUACACAUCUUGUAUGGAGUGUCGGCAUGUGAUUUCACAGACUGUAGUCUCAGUAUGCGAGUGGCUGGUGUUUGCAACCCCCAUGGUCAAUCCUAUCAUCUACAGAAUAUUCAACCCAGACUAUAGGAAGGCCUUCCAGAAACUUCUGCAUUGCUAUUACUGCAAAAAGCAAUCUGGGUUGUGAGAAAUAGCAUUUUUAGAAAAAAAUGGGGGGGG
Molecule: messenger RNA, 3434 nt
Organism: Lingula anatina
Lineage: Eukaryota; Metazoa; Brachiopoda; Lingulata; Lingulida; Lingulidae
Product: 5-hydroxytryptamine receptor 2C-like
Biological process (GO): G protein-coupled receptor signaling pathway
Cellular component (GO): plasma membrane
Molecular function (GO): G protein-coupled receptor activity
Source: RefSeq, a predicted model, not a curated record